AUGUCCACCUUCUCAAGAGUUCUCCAGCGCACGGCGCGCUCCGCCUUCCAGUACCAGCGCAGCGUCAACCCGGUGCAGAAUGCUCUGGGCACCCAGGGCACAAGCAGAUGGAUGAACGGUGUACGGAACUAUGCGGCUUUCACGCGUGACAAGCCGCACGUCAACAUUGGAACCAUUGGCCACGUCGAUCACGGAAAGACGACCCUCACCGCCGCCAUCACAAAGCGACAAGCUGAAAAGGGCUACGCCAAGUUCCUCGAGUACGGCUCCAUCGACAAGGCGCCCGAGGAGCGCAAGCGUGGUAUCACCAUUUCGACAGCCCACAUUGAGUACUCGACCGACAACCGCCACUAUGCCCACGUCGACUGCCCUGGCCACGCCGAUUACAUCAAGAACAUGAUCACGGGUGCCGCCAACAUGGAUGGCGCCAUCAUCGUCGUCGCUGCCUCCGAUGGCCAGAUGCCGCAGACCAGGGAGCAUUUGCUGCUUGCGCGUCAGGUCGGUGUGCAGAAGAUUGUCGUCUUUGUCAACAAGGUGGACGCCAUCGAUGACAAGGAGAUGUUGGAGCUUGUCGAGAUGGAGAUGCGCGAGUUGCUGAGCAGCUAUGGCUUUGAGGGUGACGAGACACCCAUCAUCAUGGGCUCUGCGCUGUGCGCCCUCGAGGGCCGCCAGCCGGAUAUUGGCGAGCAGAAGAUCGACGAGCUGCUCGAGGCUGUCGAUUCUUGGAUCCCCACCCCCGUCCGCGAGACCGAAAAGCCCUUCCUCAUGGCCAUUGAGGACGUCUUCUCCAUUGCCGGUCGCGGUACCGUCGUUUCCGGCCGUGUCGAACGCGGCAUCCUAAAGAGGGACGCCGAAGUCGAGCUUGUCGGCAAGGGUACCGCGCCCAUCAAGACCAAGGUCACCGACAUCGAGACCUUCAAGAAGUCCUGCGAGGAGUCGCGCGCAGGCGAUAAUUCCGGUCUCCUUCUGCGUGGCGUCAAGCGCGAGGACGUCAGGCGUGGCAUGGUCGUUUCCGUUCCCGGACAGGUCAAGGCGCACAAGAGGUUCCUAGUGUCCAUGUAUGUACUGAGUAAGGAGGAGGGUGGCCGUCACACUGGUUUCGGCGACAACUAUAGGCCGCAGAUGUUCAUCCGAACCGCUGAUGAGUCGUGUGCGCUCACCUGGCCCGAGGGCACCGCGGAUGCGCAUGAUAAGCUAGUCAUGCCUGGUGAUAACGUUGAGAUGGUCUGCGAGCUCCACCAGCCGCACGUUUUGGAGACGGGUCAGCGGUUCAACAUGCGUGAGGGUGGCCGGACAGUCGCUACUGGCCUCGUAACGCGUGUCCUGGAGUAG
Molecule: messenger RNA, 1332 nt
Organism: Cucurbitaria berberidis CBS 394.84
Lineage: Eukaryota; Fungi; Ascomycota; Dothideomycetes; Pleosporales; Cucurbitariaceae
Product: translation elongation factor Tu
Exons: 3
Coding region: 1-1332 (443 amino acids)
Biological process (GO): mitochondrial translational elongation
Cellular component (GO): mitochondrion
Molecular function (GO): translation elongation factor activity; GTPase activity; GTP binding
Source: RefSeq, a predicted model, not a curated record